UGUGGUUGUGAUAACUAGUUGACGACCGAAAAUUAGGGGAUAUGACCCGGAAGUGGAAAUGGCGUUUACGUGGGCUAGUCCAAAAACUCGCUCGCCAAGCAGUUACGAACAACGCGUUGAGAAGUCAAACCUGUAAUCUUAUACUUUUUCUAGACUAUAUUGUUGUCAUCAUGCCCGUGUGGUGUUCUGUACCAUACUGUUCUAAUUACAAACAAGCGCAAAAAGAAGGAGUAAUCUUUCACAGUUUACCUACCGGAGAUAUACCCCGAUGCCGUAAAUGGCUCGCGGCUAUCAAGAAUAAUAUUUACAAUGUCAACACACCAGUGGCCAAGUAUCAAAACAUCCGCGUCUGUAGUCAACAUUUUCGGCCAGAAGAUUAUUUGAGGGAUUAUCAAUCUGAAUUGAUGGGGAAGCCAAAUCGACGGCAGCUAAAAAGGGACGCGAUACCAUCGGUGUUUUCCUUCACAACAAAACGGAAGACAUCCGAUCAACCAACACCAGUACAGAAGAAAAGAUCUCGAUUAGAGUAUCUGAAGAGUAUUGAAGCUCUCAUCACACCAGAGGUGGCUCCAAUAUUGCCUGGAAGGAAGAACAAAGGUGUUCUGACUCGUCCCCGUGUCCAGGAUUCUGGAACCAGCAUUGACAUUACACCUGAGAGUGCAGAUGUGUGUGUGAACAGAGUCUGUCUGCUGCAGCUCUUCCUGCUCUGCGAGAGGUGUGGCUGCAACUGUGAUGCCAGGAUCCAGGAUGAACUGGGUUGCUUCUCUGUCAUUCAGAAGUGCCCGUUCUGCAGUCACCACAGGAAAUGGAUGAGCCAGCCCUCUUUUGCCCAGGAAACCUGUGGAUUGAAGGAAGAGGCGAUUGGAGGGACAUGCUCCCAGCCAUGUGAAGACAGAGACCCAGACCUAGAGAACAUUUGCUUGACUAUGGAAAUCACUGAGGAGUUGUGUGAACAUGAUGCUCGGUCCUCGGACGAGGAGAGUGAGGAGGACGAAAAGCCCAAGAAGCGGAAUAAGCAGGAGAGAUCAGAUGAGACCGAGUGGGAGCCGUCUGACGAGGAAGACAUUGUAAUGGACUCUGAUUCCUCUGAGGAUUUGGAAACGGCAGGUUCCUCUGGUCUAACAGAAAAGGCCAACGUUGAUAAUUCUCAGAGCGGAAUAGAGAAAGAAGAGAGACUUGUGGAGUGGUGCACUGACUGUGGAGCCGAGCCUGUGCUCGCCUGCACCACACAGCGCCAUAAGAAGCUGUACGCCUGUGGUAUGUGUGUGAGUGAGGUCCAACAAGCUGUUGGAUUUGACCGAUUCUACAUGCAGUUCGAGGACCUCGCCAGCUUCAAGGAACAUGUACGACGUGAACACAACACAAAACCUCAUAGGUUGCUCUGUACAGACUGUGGCAUCUUUGCUCACAAGAAGGACCAUUGGUGUGAGCACAAGGUCAAGAAAUUCCACUGUGUAGACUGUGGUAAGCGCUGUAGGACUGAAACGGGUAUCAAGAUUCACAGGCACCUCCACCACCCUGACCAUGUUUUCCCCUGUAAGUUCUGCCUGCAGCCAUUCAAAACCAGGUCAGACAAACUGACACAUGAUGAAAGCCAUCAGGGUGAGAUCUCUCCCUACCAGUGCUCAGAAUGCUCCGAAACAUUUGAUGACCUAAUGGCAAGGAACAACCACCUACGAACCCACAGCAACCUGAAUAGAAACAUCUGCCACACUUGUUACAAAGAAUUUUCUAACAAAAACCAUCUGGAGAGGCACAUGAUUAUUCACACAAGGCAGAAGCCCCACAUGUGCCAGGUCUGCCAACAGUCCUUCAACCAAGCGAGCCACCUUAAGUCCCACAUGCGCCUCCACACAGGGGAGAGGCCCUUCAAGUGCCAUCAGUGUGAGAAGUGCUUCAAUCACAAUGUCAGUCUGAAGAACCACAUCCAACUCUAUCAUGGCCCUGAGGAGACUACCGCAGGCUGAGGGAGGGGAGACUACCGCAGGCUGAGGGAGGGGAGACUACCGCAGGCUGAGGGAGGGGAGACUACCGCAGGCUGAGGGAGGGGAGACUACCGCAGGCUGAGGGAGGGGAGACUACCGCAGGCUGAGGGAGGGGGGAGACUACCGCAG
Messenger RNA from Oncorhynchus masou masou (cherry salmon), 2114 nucleotides. RefSeq names its product zinc finger protein 814-like. The transcript is spliced from 6 exons. The coding region runs from base 42 to 1967 and encodes 641 amino acids. The record is from RefSeq and is a predicted model, not a curated record. NCBI's taxonomy places the organism in Eukaryota, Metazoa, Chordata, Actinopteri, Salmoniformes, Salmonidae. Gene Ontology annotation, molecular function: DNA-binding transcription factor activity, RNA polymerase II-specific; RNA polymerase II cis-regulatory region sequence-specific DNA binding. Gene Ontology annotation, biological process: regulation of DNA-templated transcription.